This is a messenger RNA of Pelodiscus sinensis (Chinese soft-shelled turtle), 2214 nucleotides long. It is a transcript of the gene USF1, whose product is annotated as upstream transcription factor 1. Gene Ontology annotation, biological process: regulation of transcription by RNA polymerase II. Gene Ontology annotation, molecular function: DNA-binding transcription factor activity, RNA polymerase II-specific; protein dimerization activity; RNA polymerase II cis-regulatory region sequence-specific DNA binding. The record is from RefSeq and is a predicted model, not a curated record. Lineage: Eukaryota; Metazoa; Chordata; Testudines; Trionychidae.
GAGAAUCCAAAACCUGCUCUUCUGAUGCAUAGCAGAGCCAAGAGAUGAAGGGUUGAUGAGCUCUCUCCAAGGUUACAUCUGCUUUUACAGUCCGGACCGCAUGUGUAGAUGUGUCUGAGUAAGCUUGGCUGGAGCAGACUCACUGAAAAUAACAGCAUAGAGCCCAGACAGCAGAAAGCGGCUGAGACUGAAGAGGGCACUGUGCAGAUACAGGAAGGUGCAGUGGCGACAGGCGAAGACCCCACCAGCGUUGCCAUUGCCAGCAUCCAGUCAGCAGCCACUUUCCCCGACCCCAACAUCAAGUAUGUCUUUCGCACAGAGAACGGCGGCACUCAGGUGAUGUAUAGGGUGAUACAGGUGGCCGAGGGGCAGCUGGAUGGGCAGACGGAGGGCACCGGCGCCAUCAGCGGCUAUCCCGCAGCACAGUCUAUGACCCAGGCUGUUAUCCAGGGGGCGUUUACCAGCGAAGAUGCCGUUGAGACAGAAGCUACAGCCACCGAGACCCACUACACAUAUUUCCCCACGACAGCUGUGGCAGAUACCAGCACUUCCACCGGUGCGGGGACAACGGCCACCGCGGUGGUGACCACCCAGAACUCAGAGGCCCUCUUGGGGCAGGCCACACCCACUGGUACAGGGCAGUUCUUUGUGAUGAUGUCGCCCCAGGAAGUUUUGCAGGGCGGAGCUCAGAGAUCCAUUGCUCCGAGGACUCACCCCUACUCUCCGAAAUCUGAAGCCCCUCGGACGACCCGGGACGAGAAACGCCGAGCACAGCACAAUGAAGUGGAGAGACGACGCAGGGACAAGAUCAACAACUGGAUCGUGCAGCUCUCCAAGAUCAUCCCAGACUGCUCCAUGGAGAACACCAAGUCGGGGCAGAGUAAGGGCGGGAUCCUCUCCAAAGCCUGCGACUACAUCCAGGAGCUGCGGCAGAGCAACCACCGCCUCUCCGAGGAGCUGCAGGGCCUCGACCAGCUACAGAUGGACAAUGAGGUCCUGCGGCAGCAGGUGGAAGAUCUGAAGAACAAGAACCUGAUCCUGCGGGCACAGCUGCGUCAGCACGGGGUGGAGAUCAUCAUCAAGAAUGACACCCACUGACUGGCACAGGGCGAGGGGGGAGCGGCUGGCCCUAGGCCCUUGGGGUCUGCCAGGGCAUAAGGCGAGGAGAGAGACCCCCAGUCGUAACUGGCUGCAGGAAGCAGCUUUCACCUGCUGAUGCUCCUGAACUGCAGGGCCUCGCUCUUGCUGUACAGACCCGUAAGCAGCAGUGUCAAUGUCCUGGGCCUGACCAGCGCCUGCGCCUCCCCGGAGCCUGGCCCAGAGCCCCUGCCGUCCUGCCUCCCCCAGCACUUGCCCCUCCUCCCCCGAGCCUGGCCCAGAGCCUCCACCGCCCUGCCUCCGGUCAGAGACUCAGCCCAACUUCUGCAGCUGCGCCCCGCAGUGCUCCCACCCAGCCUGGGCCAGAGACUCGGCCUGCUGCCCCUUCCCCGGCAGAGCUGGUUUGAAUAAAGCUGACGCUCUCUCUUUACACAGUAUUUUUAUUGCUACAAGGUAACAAGCUGGUGUUCUGCUCCCAGUGUGGCCCUCGCGUGUGGGCAGCCAGGCAGGGCGUGUGCCCGGUCACGGGGCCAUGUGCACUCACAUUCACCCCCUGCUACCUCCCUUGGGCCUCUCCCACCCAUGUGCACGCAGUCUCCGGCUUGCACGGUAGCACAUUCACAAUCUGCCGCCCCCCCAGUUCCCCUCUCCUGUGUGCUGUCACCUCCUGGUCCCCACCGGAACCGGCAUGGACGGCAGAGCCAGGCUUCGAGCCGCCCUGUCCUAUCUCACCCCUUUCCUCUGCCCAGCUUCCCCGUCUGCUCCUCCGUGGAGACGGCCACUUCUUCCAGAGCUGCCGCUGGGCUCCGGCGUCUGCCCCCAGGCAGGCGCUGCCUUUGGCCAUCACCACCCCCAGCCUGGCCUGUUUGACAGUGGUGAGUCAGCCAUUGGCACUGGGGAAAUCACUUCCCUGCUGCCUGGAGCGCCUUCACCUGUUGCCAGCUGGCAGCUGAGCCCCUGACCCCUUUCACUGCGGGGGAGGCGGAUGCCGCAGCGAGCGCUACCCUGCCUCCCCUCGCCCCCCUGCUGGCACUGCCUGGCUCCUCUAGCCUCUGACUUUUUUAAUUCUCUGAAUUUAAAAAGCAGAAUAAAUAAACAUAGUGAUUUGUUUUUCCA